CAAAGACCGUUAGUUAAAAACAUAGAAAGAGGAAAAACUAAACAAGAAACAAAGAUUCCAGCAAGAACCUGCCUUAUCAUAAAUCCGAUAACCAGAACCCACCUCUCUUCUUUUCUUCUCCUUCUCAUCAACCAAAUUCCUCGCCACCUAUAACGUCCUUAAGCUCCUUCCAAGAAACAAAAAAGAAAAAUAAAAAGAUUCUUUCACAAUUCAUUCAUAUCUAUCUAUCAAUCUUUCUUUCUUCCUACAGCAAGAAGGAAGGAUCUUGUACUGAAUAUUAGAGAUAAUGGAGGAGAUGGCUGGUGCUGCAUCUGGUUUAUCUAUUCACAGCACUGAUUCUUCUUCUUCUGGGUCAUUCAUAUUUGCCAAUUAUCCUCUCAUUGCUGCUCUUGUUGCUUUCGCUAUUGCCCAAACUACCAAGCUCUUCACUUUCUGGUAUGAGCAAAGGCGAUGGGAUUUCAAGCAACUUGUUGGGUCUGGUGGAAUGCCAUCAUCCCAUUCUGCCACUGUUGCUGCACUUGCCAUGGCUAUUGGAUUCCAGGAAGGCUUUGGCGGAUCAUUGUUUGCAACUGCAUUAAUCUUUGCAUGUGUUGUUAUGUAUGAUGCAACUGGUGUAAGACUACAGGCUGGGCGUCAAGCAGAGGUCUUGAAUCAAAUUGUAUAUGAGCUUCCUGCUGAACAUCCUCUGGCAGAAAGCAGACCUCUACGUGAACUUCUUGGCCACACUCCUCCUCAGGUUAUUGCUGGUGGCUUGCUUGGGAUUGUGACAGCUAUUGUUGGCCAUUUAAUCACAAUGACAAGUACUCAAAGUUGAUGCAAAAGGAAAUCAUAGUCUUCUUGCAGCAGAUCUGAUGGUUGAUUCUGAUCACACUAUAGAAUUGCAACUUGCAGACUUUGUGACCAAAAGUGCUUCUUAAAAGCUUGGACUGAUGAAUUUGUGCUGUCUCUAACUAAGCACCAUCUUCCAUUAAAACUCACUUCAUGUUCAUUUCUAAUGGUAAAUGGUAACAUUUUAGCAAUGCAAUUUGAUUUGUUACAGUAUAUGCUGUAAUGUCACAUUACAUAUGCUAAAGUUGAAUAGUAUAGAAUUCUUACAAAAUGCAAUGAAAAUUACAGGAAAUUAGGCUAA
Hevea brasiliensis (rubber tree) is the source of this 1129-nucleotide messenger RNA. RefSeq lists its product as uncharacterized. The record is from RefSeq and is a predicted model, not a curated record. The transcript is spliced from 5 exons. NCBI's taxonomy places the organism in Eukaryota, Viridiplantae, Streptophyta, Magnoliopsida, Malpighiales, Euphorbiaceae. Bases 287 to 814 code for a protein of 175 amino acids.